Molecule: messenger RNA, 2115 nt
Organism: Acanthosepion pharaonis
Lineage: Eukaryota; Metazoa; Mollusca; Cephalopoda; Sepiida; Sepiidae
Source: the annotation of a GenBank genome assembly
AUGGCUGCUUUGCGUUUGUCUACUUUAUUUUUCAUCACCUUAUUCACUUUUCAUUCUUUUCUCUCUCUCUCUCUCUCUCUCUCUUCCUCCUCCUCCUCAUUUCCCUUGUUCCUUUUUUCGUCACGUUCUCUUCAUCUUUUCUUUUCUCCUCUCCUUUUCAUUUUUUUUCAUUUCUCUUCCACUUUUUUUCCUCCAUCAUAUUCUCUUCUUUACUCGUCUUCUCUUCCUCCUCUUUUUUAUUUAUUCACCUUUUCUUUCUUUCUUUCUUUCUUUCUUUUUCUUCUUCAUUCGUUUUUAUUCACGUUCUCUCCUUCUGUCUCUUCUGCCACUUCAUUUUCUCUUUCCUCUUUCCUCCUCCUUCUCUUCUUUGUCCUCUUAUUAUCCUUUUCUUUUUUUCUGAACGUUCUUCUUCUUCAUUCUUUUUAUUCACGUUCUCUUAACUUUCACCCUCUUCCUUUUCUUUUUUUUCUUUUUUCGCCUCCUCUUUUUUUCUUUUCAUUUUCUUUGUUCUCUUCCACUUCUCCUUCUCCUUCGUAUUUACUUCUUUACUACUUUUCUCUUCCUCCUCUUUCUUUAUUUAUUCACAGUUUCUUUUUCUUUCUUUCUAUUUUUCUCUUUCUUUCUUUCUUUCUUCUACUUCUCUAUCAUAUUCACUUCUUUUCUCUUCCUCCUCUUUCUUUAUUUAUUCAGUUUCUUUUUUCUUUCUUUCUAUUUUUUCUCUUCCUUUCUUUCUUUCUUUCUUUUUUUCUUUCUUUCUUUCUUUCUUUCUUUCUUUCUUUCUUCUCCUUCUCUAUCAUAUUCACUUCUUUUCCCUUCCUCCUCUUUCUUUAUUUAUUCACAGUUUCUUUUUUCUUUCUUUCUAUUUUUUCUCUUUCUUUCUUUCUUUCUUACUUCUCCUUCUCUAUCAUAUUCACUUCUUUUCUCUUCCUCCUCUUUCUUUGUUUAUUCACAGUUUCUUUUUUCUUUCUUUCUAUUUAUUUCACUUUCUUUCUUUCAUUCUUUCUUUCUUAUUUCUCCUUCUCUAUUAUAUUUACUUCUUUUCUCUUUCUCUUCUUUCUUUGUUUAUUCCUCCUUUCUUUGCUUCUUUCUUUUUCUUCUCAUUCUCUUUCAUAUUCUAUUCUUUUCUUUUUCUUCUCUUUCUUUGUUAAUUCACCCUUUCUUUUUUGCUUCUUUCUUUUUUCUUUCUUUUUUUCUUCUUAUUCACGUGCAUAUUCACUUCUUUUCUCUUUCUCCUCUUUCUUUGUUAAUUCACCCUUCUUCUCUUUGCUUCUUUCUUUUACUUUUCUUUCUCUUUCAUAUUCACUUCUUUUCUCUUUCUCCUCUUUGUUUGUUAAUUCACCCUUUCUUUCUUUAUUUUUUCUUCUCAUUCGCUUCUCCACUUUCUUUUAUUCUCCUUUUUUCUCACGAUCCUCUUUUCUUGCUUUUUUUCCUUUUCUUUCUCUUCGUCUUUCUUCUUUUCUGUUCUAUUUUCUUCUCUUCUCUUCUUUCUUUUCGUUCUUUUCUUUCUCCUUUUUCUUUUCUAAUCCUCCUUCUCUCUCUUUUCCCCUUUUCUCCUUUUAUUUUUCCUUCUUUUUCUUCUUCUUCUUCCCUUUCUUAUUCUUUUCUAUUUGUUCUUUUACUCAUUUUUCAGCAUCGUGCAUUUUUUUCUCUUUCUUUUCUCCCCUUCCACCGUUCGACUUUCAUAUUUUUCUUCUUCUCUCCCACUCCUCUGCAUUUCUUAUCUUCUUCUUCUUCGCCUCAUUCUUUUCCCCACUUUCUGAUACUAUUCCUGCCUGCUUCUUUACUUAUUCUCCUCAUCCUUCUACUCACAGAUCUUCCUCUUCUAUCUGUUUCCUCUCUUUAGUAUUUCUUUAUUUUCACAUUGAUUCCUCCACAACCAAACUCCUCCACUUCCUCCUAUUUUUCCCUCCUUCUUUGUCUUCUACCGGAGCUGAUAAUUGGACAAGCGCACGCAAUUACCAAAUCUUUCGCCCACUCCCUCUUACUAUUACCGUCUUUCGACUCCUACUUCUCUCAACUGUCCUACCUUCUUUCCCAACCAACCACAUCCACUUUCUUGCCCGUAGUCUUAAUACCCUUUCCUGUGUUUGGGCUGCGGGACUUCAUUCGAACUAA